Molecule: messenger RNA, 1490 nt
Organism: Drosophila hydei
Lineage: Eukaryota; Metazoa; Arthropoda; Insecta; Diptera; Drosophilidae
Exons: 2
Coding region: 79-1389 (436 amino acids)
Source: RefSeq, a predicted model, not a curated record
GAAAGUUUGACACAAUAAGACUUAAACAGCCGUGGAAGGGUUUAGAUUGUGAUAGAUCAGUUAAAGAAGCUCAACAAAAUGUCAGUUUCAGAUUUGAUAGGCACAUUGGACGCCAUUCCAAAGCUGACAGCUUCCAAUUCACAGGCAGAAGUUUCCGAAAUUUCGGGUGCGCCAGACUGGCUAACACACAGAUACUUACAGAAUGCUCUUCAACAAUUCCACAGGGAUUCGAAUUUAAGGAUCGUCGCACUGGACGGUCGUCCAGCCUUGGGACGCGGCGAAAACUAUGGCGGUGUUUUGACCCGCAUUAAAGCAGAGUUCAUCAGCGGCGAUGGCAACUCACAGAUCGGACACUACAUAAUCAAGACCACAUACGAGAGCAAUGAGUUCGCACGCAAAGUCAUGGAGCCAUACGAUAUAUUCAAUCGGGAAAUGUCUAUUUAUGAACAGAUUCUGCCUAAACUAAAGGCUUUGCUAUUAGAAAUUGGCGACAGUGAGCAACUCUUUGCUGAAACAAUGUCCGUUGACUACGAUCGUUCAGCUCUAAUCUUCGAGGACCUCAGCAUGCGUGGCUUCGUUAUGCCCGAACGUCUAUUAGGCUUAGAUCUAAAUCUGGCUCGACUAGUGCUGCGCAAGUUAGCCAAGAUGCACGCCACCUCGGCCGUGUUGAACGAGCGCGAACUCGGCGCCUUGGAGACCUACGAUCGUGGCAUGUUCAACCGACACACAGACAACUAUGCGCCCAUCUUUGAAGGCAUGAUACAGGCUGCAAGCAGGUGUGUGGCUCAAUGGCCUGGCUAUGAGCAAUAUGCCCAGAAAUUGAACGAUCUGGUGCCCGUCUACAUGGAGCUGGGCAAGCGAGUGUUCGAUGUUAGUGCGGGCAUUAAUGUGUUGGCCCACGGGGAUCUGUGGACCAAUAAUGUUCUCGUUAAGUACAACGAAGUCACUGCUCAGCCGGAGGAUGUUAUUAUCAUAGAUUUCCAGUACGCUGCCUGGGGCUCUCCGGCCAUUGAUCUGUUCUAUUUUUUGAACUCGUCGUUGCAAUUGGAUUUCCAUUUACACCACCAAGAGGAGCUAAUUGAAUACUAUUUUAAGAUUUUCUCGGAUACGCUCAGAAAACUACGUUAUAAAUCACAUAUUCCCAGCUUGCAUAACUUCCACUUGCAGCUCAAGGAAAAGUCCUUUUACGCUAUGCACACCAGCCUCGGCAUCUUUCCCAUCCAGAGGAAUGUUGAAACCGAUGAUGCCGACUUCAACGCCCUGAUCAAAACAGAUGAGCGAGCAAUUAACUUCAAGAAUGCCUGCUACCGAAAUCCAGCCACCCAGAGGGUACUACGGGAAUUAUUAUCUGUAUAUUUUAGUGAAGGGUUGCUGGAUGCGGAUCAGUAGUAUACAAUGUGAUUCCCUGCGAGCAUUUUGGCAUUGCUAUACCCUUUCAUGUGUUGUAAUUAUAUUGUAUUAGCUAAUUAAUUCCAAUAUCAUUAUUUUAA